Molecule: messenger RNA, 1502 nt
Organism: Formica exsecta
Lineage: Eukaryota; Metazoa; Arthropoda; Insecta; Hymenoptera; Formicidae
Exons: 3
Coding region: 270-1502 (410 amino acids)
Biological process (GO): regulation of transcription by RNA polymerase II
Cellular component (GO): nucleus
Molecular function (GO): double-stranded DNA binding
Source: RefSeq, a predicted model, not a curated record
AAUUAAGAGAAACGUUUCUAGAACGCAAUAAAAAUUGGGUUUCUACUGCUUCUCAGUAAAAAUAAAAAAAUAUCGCCAAUCUCAAACUCAUUUUUGUUUCUUUUAUCAUUUGUCUCCUUCUAUUGUCUCCCGUGUCGUCAUUUUUAAUUCUUUUUCAACUGUUCUUGACGCUGAAACUCGGAGCUAUUCAUUCUUCCGUUAGACUCCGUGUGAAGUAGGUGAAAUUAUAAAUUCGAUAAAUUAUUCGAUAAAUUAUUGACGAAAUAAAUAUGUCUAACAAUAAGAUAUUAACAUGGAUUAAGCCAUAUCCAGAGCUUGUACUGGAUAAAGAUAAAGUAUUCUGCAGAGCAUGCGGUAAAAUUAUAUCCCGUGACAGAAAAUAUUUAAUAGAUCAGCACGCUAAGACUCCUUCACAUAUUGGAAAAUGCGAAAAAUUUAAAAAGUCUACUGCUCUUCACCAAACUUUAGGCCAAUGCUUAAAAAAUAAUUCUAAACUGGCCGAACAAGAAGUGUUCAACAAAGAUUUAUGUCAAGCUCUAGUCGCUUCAAAUAUUCCUUUAAAUAAGUUAAACAAUAUAAAUUUUCAAUUAUUUCUUAAAAAAUAUUGUAAACAACAUAUUCCUGAUGAAAGUACAUUACGAAAAAAAUUUGUAAAUUCAUGUUAUGCCGAAACAAUAUCUAAAAUCAGACAGAUUAUAGGCAACAAUUAUAUUUAUUUUAUAGUGGAUGAAACUACCGAUAGUUGUGGUCGGUAUAUUGCGCAUUUAUUGAUAGGUUCUCUUUGCGAAGAUAACGUAAGUAAGUCAUAUUUAAUAUCGUCAAAACAGCUUGAAAAAACAAACAAUUUAACAAUAACUCGCUUCAUUCAAGACGGAUUGUCAGAAUUUUUUUUACUCGAGCAUGUGCCUUCUCAAAAAAUUUUACUGUUAUUGUCAGAUGUCGCACCAUAUAUGAUUAAAGCUGGCCAAAAUUUAAAAAUAUUUUAUGAAAAUUUAAUCCACGUCAGUUGCUUAGCUCACGAUCUUAAUCGUGUAGCUGAAGAAAUUAGGAAUCAAUUUCCAUUAAUUAAUGAUUUGAUUAAAAACGUAAAAAAAACCUUUUUGAAAGCUUCUCUACGGGUUCAAUUGUACAAAGAGCAACUUCCCAAUACUCCACUUCCUCCUGAACCUAUAAUAACAAGAUGGGAUACAUGGCUGACGGCGGCUAUUUUUUAUGCAGAUAAUUACAAUCCUAUAAUGAAUAUUAUUCUUGCUCUUACGAAUUCGAGCUUUGCAAUUGAAAAUUGCAUAGAAUUAUUUAAGAAGUCCGAAAUUCAACAACAACUUGGAUUUAUUAAAAGCAAUUACAGUUUCGUGGCAAAAAUAAUUGAGAAAUUGGAAAAAGAAGGGAUGAGUUUGUUAGAAUCAAUUGAAUUAAUCGAAGAGUUCGAAAUUUUAUGUAAAAAUGUUAAAGUAUGUUAUACUGUGGACAAUAAGGAAGAUAAUUAUGGAGGGGAGGGGUGA